AUGCUUAUCAAGGUACGCACACUCUCCGGCAAGGAGAUUGAUCUCGACAUCGAGCCCACCGACCCGGUCUCCAGAAUCAAGGAGAUCGUCGAGGAGAAGGAGGGUAUACCUCCUGCCCAACAGCGUCUGAUCUUUGAAGGCAAGCAAAUGGUCGAUGACAAGACGGCAGCCGACUACAAACUCAAGGGCGGUGUCACCCUUCACCUUGUCUUGGCCCUCAGGGGUGGCUUCUAA
Thermochaetoides thermophila DSM 1495 is the source of this 234-nucleotide messenger RNA. Its product is annotated as ubiquitin-like protein. The transcript is spliced from 4 exons. Gene Ontology annotation, molecular function: ubiquitin protein ligase binding; protein tag activity. Lineage: Eukaryota; Fungi; Ascomycota; Sordariomycetes; Sordariales; Chaetomiaceae. Gene Ontology annotation, cellular component: cytoplasm; nucleus. The coding region runs from base 1 to 234 and encodes 77 amino acids. The record is from RefSeq and is a predicted model, not a curated record. Gene Ontology annotation, biological process: protein neddylation; regulation of proteolysis; modification-dependent protein catabolic process.